AUGGAUCUACAGCAGUCCCCAUUCAUACGGGAGCUGGCUUCAAGUGAAAAGAAAACCCGGGAUAAAGCAGUGGAAUCGCUAACGGCCUUUCUAAGGAGUAGGCGGGACUUGAAACUCUUGGAUCUCUUGAAAAUAUGGAAAGGAUUAUUUUACUGCUUCUACCACUCCGAUAAACCUCUCAUACAACAAGCCCUCGCCCGUUCUCUCUCAUAUACUCUAGUCCCCUCCCUACCAGAGCAGAUGGUCUUGCCGUUCCUCCGGGCAUUUUGGAUAACAAUGUCACGCGACUUUCACUCUCUGGACCGACUACGUUUGGAUAAAUAUCUAUUCCUAAUAAGAUGUUAUGUCGGCGUUUCAUUCGAAUACUACCUUAAGCGGGGAGGCAAAAGCAAACGCCAGCCAGGAACAGGAAGCAGCGAGAAUCAGAAAAUAAAGAAUAAAAGGAAGAGAGAUGAUGUGGAUAGUGAAAAGAACGACGGUUCAAACUCCAGGCGCAAGACAUCUAGUACAACGGCGGUACAGGUACAGCAGGAGAGUGAAUGGCCUGAACUAGAAGCUUACCUCGACAUGCUUGAAGACGGCCCGCUAAGCCCACUGAUCUUUGACUCCGGACCAUCUAGGGAAGACUCUGGCCACGGCAAGGACGAGAACGGGGCGUCGAUUAAGAUGCCAAAGGGCCCUGAUGGAAUACGCUACCAUCUCAUGGAUAUCUGGCUAGAUGAACUGGAGAAAUGCGCCACCAAGCCCGACGAGUCUAGUGCCGGCGACGAUGAGGAACCAGCCGCUACGAAGCUAAAGGAGGGCGUUCCGAUGGAGUUGCUAUUACGGCCAAUUGAGAGGCUGGAGUCGAAAAGUCCGAAUAAAACAGUUAGAACUAGGGCGAAGGAAACCCUUGCUGAUGAAAGGUUGAUUUCAUGGGGUGUAAGGGAGCCAGAGAAGCCCGAAGAUGGCUCGGAUGAUGAGGAAGAAUGGGGUGGUAUCCAAGAUUGA
Messenger RNA from Microsporum canis CBS 113480, 990 nucleotides. RefSeq lists its product as hypothetical. Lineage: Eukaryota; Fungi; Ascomycota; Eurotiomycetes; Onygenales; Arthrodermataceae. Gene Ontology annotation, cellular component: preribosome, large subunit precursor; preribosome, small subunit precursor; nucleus. Gene Ontology annotation, biological process: rRNA processing. The transcript is spliced from 3 exons. The record is from RefSeq and is a predicted model, not a curated record. Bases 1 to 990 code for a protein of 329 amino acids.